Messenger RNA from Fopius arisanus, 3483 nucleotides. RefSeq names its product DNA-binding protein Ewg (gene ewg). The record is from RefSeq and is a predicted model, not a curated record. Gene Ontology annotation, molecular function: DNA-binding transcription factor activity, RNA polymerase II-specific; RNA polymerase II cis-regulatory region sequence-specific DNA binding. NCBI's taxonomy places the organism in Eukaryota, Metazoa, Arthropoda, Insecta, Hymenoptera, Braconidae. Gene Ontology annotation, cellular component: nucleus. Gene Ontology annotation, biological process: regulation of transcription by RNA polymerase II. Bases 230 to 1876 code for a protein of 548 amino acids. The transcript is spliced from 8 exons.
GGAUCGUCCAAUGAGAUUAUUCCAGGCCCGUAUACAUGUAUAUGGUGUUGUGUCUCACCUCAGUAGCUCUACAAAAAUCACCUGGAAAAUCAUCAAAAAAUCAGGGAGGUGAUGUAGAGUCAUCAAACGAUUUAAUUUCGUUGAAAAAAUUCUUGGGUGAACUUGCAAUAAAAUUAAAAAAACGAAACUGGAUACACAGGAGAGCGACAAGAUUGAGGAGGACGUGAAAAUGGUGUCCUUACCCAGUACAGAAUCUGGGAAUAUGGACAGAAUGGAUCGUUUAUCGGAUGAUGAUGAUGACGAACCCAGUAGUGGAUCUGAGACCUACGAAGAGGGUGAUCUACUGGCAGCUGCCAUGGAUGAUGACGUGACGGCCCAGCUCGCCGCUGCAGGUUGGCAAAUCAAAUGCGCUAAUGGACCUGUUGGGGUAGCGGCUGCUGCGGCAAUUGUCUCAGCGAAGAAGCGGAAACGACCACACAGUUUUGAGACGAAUCCCAGUAUCAGGAAGAGACAACAGAAUAGACUCUUGAGAAAGCUCAGACAAACAAUAGACGAAUUUGCGACAAGAGUUGGCCAGCAAGCAGUAGUAUUAGUAGCAACACCCGGAAAACCAAAUAGUAGUUACAAAGUGUUUGGUGCAAAACCACUGGAGGAUGUAGUUAAGAAUUUAAAAACAAUGAUAAUGGAGGAGCUGGAGAGUGCUCUUGCACAGCAAGCACCACCACCAGUCCAGGAUGAUCCGUCGCUCUAUGAAUUACCACCACUGAUAAUCGAUGGUAUACCAACACCCGUUGAGAAAAUGACGCAGGCACAGCUCAGGGCAUUUAUCCCGUUGAUGCUGAAGUACUCAACAGGCCGGGGAAAACCUGGAUGGGGACGUGAGAGCACACGGCCGCCUUGGUGGCCAAAAGAGUUACCCUGGGCCAAUGUUCGCAUGGAUGCUCGUUCUGAAGACGAGAAGCAAAAGAUUUCAUGGACACAUGCGCUGAGACAAAUAGUCAUAAAUUGUUACAAAUUUCAUGGAAGAGAAGAUCUACUACCAGCGUUCAGUGAAGACGAUGACAAGUCAAAUGUUCUAAUACAACAGCCCACACCUCAUUCAUCACAGACGUCCUCGAAUCAGGGUCAGAGUGGCCAGUCCCAACAACAGACGGUGGGAGUUGUUCGUCUAAGCACCACAGGCUCAUCUAAGGGAAACUCAUCGCCACCGCAAAUCAUUGCUGCAUCGCCUACGACUCUUGCCACUGCCACUCAGAUGACAGCCCAGUAUCCAACAACAGUUCUCCAAACAAUAACAAAUCCGGACGGGACCGUGUCCAUUAUCCAAGUAGAUCCAAGUAAUCCCAUAAUAACUCUACCAGACGGCACCACCGCCCAAGUACAAGGGGUUGCAACUAUACACACGAGUCAGGGUGAAGUGCAAACACUGGCAGAAGUUGGUGGUGCUGAUGGUACGAGUGUUGCUGUUGAUCUCAACAGCGUCACCGAAGCAACACUAGGCCAAGACGGACAAAUCAUUCUUACUGGAGAAGAUGGACACGGAUAUCCGGUGUCAGUGUCGGGUGUUAUCACAGUACCAGUAUCAGCGAGUAUGUAUCAAACAAUGGUGGCUAAUAUACAGAGUGAUGGAACAAUGCAAGUUGUAACACCAAUGCAAGUACAAGUACCUAAAGUUGAACCUGGUAAUGGAGAGACAAGCAUCGAAGCUGUUACUAUUCAGGGUCAUCCAAUGACAAUGAUCAAUGCUAAUGGAGAGCAUCAGGUGCUACAAGUGAUAUCAUUGAAAGACGCUAAUGCACUGACCAAGGCGAUGCAGGGUGAGAUCGUAAAAGACGAGGAUAGCCAGCAUCAGCAGACUGUUUCUAGCCCUGAGUAAAUCUAAUUUGUCAUUGUUUGAGAUUUUUUCAAGGAGAGAGAAUGCUUUUGGGAAUGUUUCUUUUAUUUUUAUUAUCGAAAACAAUUGGAAUCACCAUACCGGUAUUUUACAAGAAGAUCAAAAAUAACAAUAAUUUUGAUUGAAAAUUGAAUGAAAAUUUAAACUCUUGAAUGAAAUUUUUAGUUUUUUUAGUUGGCGGAACAAUUUUUCCGAUACACAUCUUUAGUUUUAUAAAUUUCAUGCUGUUUUAGCAUACGCGCACUCUUUCAAAUUUACGUAUUCAAUUAUGCACUAUCCAAUUUUUUGUAUUACAUGCGUUUUUUAAUGCACAUUUUGGGUUUUAGACGAACGAAGUUUUGUUUUUUAUGAUGGAAUCUACGGCUGUUUUGCAUGCCUGCAUACUUUCAGAUCUAUACACUUGAGUUUUAGAUGUCCGACUAGACAUGUUUUUGUAUUACAUGGUCCCAGGGUAAUUAUUAAGCACAAAAUUCUGCUCUGAGAUGAAUUAUAAGUUAAUUCAAAUACUUUUAAGUACUCGAGUUUUUGAUGUUGAGAUUUGACACAUUAUGGCAAACAAUACCAUGAUUUACUUUACUGCAAUAUGUUUAAUCAAUGACAGUAUAAUUUCCCCACCAAUUUAUGAAUGUAUUAUAUUUACACUGAUGCAUUACAAUUUUUCAUAUCACAUUUGAAAAGUAGAUAUUUGAAAAAUAAAGAAAAAGAAAAGAAUUUUUUAAUAAAUGAGCUAGAAUUUUUUAUAAUCUUCCGUGGUUAUCAUAUCUUUAUAAAAACUGAAGAAAUUAUUAGGUUUUGCGUAAUCAGGUUGGCCAAUACGUAAUUGCAAAUAAAAAAAUUGAUCAGUGGUAAACGAGUAAAAGUGUCACUCAUUCAAUUGAUAAUUCAACUCUGUGCAGUACAUGUGCAUAAAGACUCAUUACUUUCGUGUGAUACAACAAUGUGUAAAAUGAGAUGUGCAAGACUCGUGUGUAUUAAUUUGGAAGUGUACAAGAGUGUAAAAAGUCUCUUCUGCACAGAUUCGAUUCAUACACAUUUCUGUCUAGGCUCCUCUUAAUUACUCUAACCAACUCUUGCACAUUAAUUAUUUAUUACUUCAUUUAUGAGUUACUGAAUAUUCAGUAGUUUCUGUAUUACAUCGUGAGAGAAGUACCAAACAACAAAACUUCAAUUGCAUUGAGCGUUCAGUGAUCAAUUGAUCGUAAUUGGAUAAUUAAAUUCCGUGCAAAAGUCCAUUAGAGUAGUUGAAAUUGUUAUUCAUGGAAAUAUACAGUAUAUUUGUGUACGAUCGGAUACUUUGUCCAGAACAUUGUAAUGAGUAAUACACUUUGUUCCUGUCAGAAAAGCCAUGUGAAUUUUAAAUUGCAUGUAACAUAGCAAUAUGAAAAAUUGGAUGCAUCAAACACUGGUGUGUGGAUUGGAAAGUUUGGUGAGUGUGCAAAACAGCCGAAUUAAGGGUAACCAUAGUUUUUUGUUGUAUCGUAAAUUACUUAAUAAAUUAUAAUAUAAACAUAUGUUUUUUCCAGAUAUUAUUCACUCAAGAUUAUGGAAAAUUCGAAUUAACGUUUGAAUAUCGUCAUUUAAAAAUCAUC